This is a messenger RNA of Drosophila bipectinata, 1478 nucleotides long. RefSeq names its product beta-galactoside-a-2,6-sialyltransferase (gene SiaT). The record is from RefSeq and is a predicted model, not a curated record. Gene Ontology annotation, biological process: sialylation. Lineage: Eukaryota; Metazoa; Arthropoda; Insecta; Diptera; Drosophilidae. Gene Ontology annotation, molecular function: beta-galactoside alpha-2,6-sialyltransferase activity. Gene Ontology annotation, cellular component: Golgi apparatus.
AGGUUGUUUAAAUAUUUAUUGGACCCUCUUUCGAAUAGCUUAUUAUGAGUGGAAGAUGAGGCAAGUGAAACGCGCAUUGCCAGGUCAGUGUCAGGCCCUACUCGUCAGCCUCAUUGUGUGCGCCGCCUUAAUAAUUCAAAGCGAGCAGCAGGAAGUCGGCGACGCGAAAGCUCAGCGGAGACACGAACCCCGCGAGGUGAAUACGUCGCUGGCGGCCAACGUUCGGAUUCCUCGCAGUGUCUUCCAUGUGCGCUGGAAUCCCAAUGAAAAAUUCAUCGUCGAAAGUCGCGAAAAUCCGGCCAUCAACUCCUCCAAACUGGCCCCCCAUCCGCGCCUGAAGGUCUCCAAGAACACCAAGCUAACGCUCAGUCCGAAGCUCUACCUCUGCCAUGACAAGCACUCGGAGCUGUGCCACAACAAGACCCAGCAGUUCCGCCAGCGGAUCGUCCAGACCUUUGAAAAGGCCAUGAUCGAGUCGGUCAACGAGUCGGAUCCGAAUCACUAUAAUGUUGACUACAAACCAGUUUUUGGCGACAGUUUCGAGGAGCAGUACUAUCCCUCUACCUGCCUGGUGAUGGAGGCGGGAGUAAGGGUCCUGCGACGCAAGGAUGAGCCAUUCAACAAGCUGCCUUUCGGGAGACUUUUUCCGCGCCAGAAACUCUUUCGCAAUAUUCGAAAUAUCAAGACUUGUGCCAUUGUUUCCAGUGCAGGUUCUUUAGCAGGCUCUAAACUGGGUCGAUUUAUAGACACGCACGACAUUGUGAUGAGAUUCAACCAUGCUCCAACGGAAGGACACGAGGUGGAUGUUGGCAGCAAAACCACAAUUCGUGUGGUGAAUUCGCAAGUGGUGACAAAGCCCGAGUUUGAUUUCACACGCGCUCCCAUCUUUCGCAAUGUCACGAUCGCCGCCUGGGAUCCUGGCAAGUACAAUGGAACCCUGGAGGACUGGCUGACCAGUGCGGACUAUGAUCUCUUUACCAAUUACGAAAUAUAUAGACGACGCAAUCCCAAGUCGAGGGCCUUCCUGAUUGAUCCCCAUUCCGUAUGGCGGUUGUGGCAGAGUUUGCAAAUGUUUGCCGGAAAUCGUGCUAUUCGAAGGAAUCCUCCAAGUUCGGGCUUUAUAGGAUUGGCUCUGCUUCUGCCACAUUGUCCUCACGUUGACUUUGUGGAGUAUGUGCCCUCCACGCGACUCAAUGGACGCUGUCACUACUACAGCAAAGAGAUGAAUUCCGCCUGCACAUUCGGCUCCUGGCAUCCACUGGCCGCCGAGAAACUGAUGGCUCUGGACAUGAAUAUGGCGGAGGAUGAUGAUAUGUCCGUUUUCCAAUUUGGCAUUCUCCGUAUACGCCGCCCGGAUAAAUUGCUCUGCGGCUUCAAUUUCUUUGGCUACUGAGAAGAGUUCUUCAUCAAGAAGAGACAGAGAGGGAGAUAGGAAGCGCGAAAGGGAGAGGAAGAAUCCAAUAGCGGAAGCAACAGAC